Microtus ochrogaster (prairie vole) is the source of this 3197-nucleotide messenger RNA. It is a transcript of the gene Ube2q2, whose product is annotated as ubiquitin conjugating enzyme E2 Q2. The transcript is spliced from 14 exons. NCBI's taxonomy places the organism in Eukaryota, Metazoa, Chordata, Mammalia, Rodentia, Cricetidae. The record is from RefSeq and is a predicted model, not a curated record. Gene Ontology annotation, molecular function: protein binding. Bases 1 to 1554 code for a protein of 517 amino acids.
AUGAAGCAAAAGCAAGCAGGCUCCAUCAUCAUCAUCUCUGGCAAACGGGAGCGAAGGAGGGAGCACAAGUGGGGCGAGAAGGACCUUUCAGGAGCCACACUUAGAAAAGUGGUGGGUGGCUCAGCGCUGAGCGAGAGCAGCAGAGGUGAAGCAGCGAGGCGUGCAGGCAUCCCUCCUCUCCCCAUCCUGGCCGCGCCCAGCCCAGGUGAGUGGGUGGCCCGCGGACAACCACGCGGAGGAGCCACCUCCAGGGGCCCGCGCGCUUCCUGCUGGAGCCGACGUGGCCGGCGCGAUAGGCCGCGCACGUGUCUGGCCGGAGGCCCGGGCGCAGAGGCGCGCGGGGGCUUCAGGCUCGUCCGCCCGCUUGUGGUGCCGCUGGCCCAGAUCCUCCGGGCUGCGGGUGCGGGGCGCAGGAGCCCAGCCGCGGGGCGGAAGGGGGCUGGGCGGCGGAGGCGCGUCUCGGCUCUGCGCGGGCCGGCUUUGCGCUGUUGGCCCCUUGCGGCCCCCGUCGGGCUUCGAGGUCGCCAUGGCCGCCCGCAGCCGGCCUGCUCUGGGGACCGCGGCGCGUCGGUGGGCUCCGGUCGGCAGCCCAGGUGGAGAGGCGCUCAGGAAUCUUACCCAUCUUCUUCACCAAUAUGGUUUGUGGACUCUGAUGACCCAAAUCUGACAUCAGUUCUGGAACGCCUAGAAGACACUAAGAACAACAAUUUGCUUCGUCAGCAAUUGAAGUGGUUGAUAUGUGAACUCUGCAGAUUAUAUAACCUCCCUAAGCACCUGGAUGUUGAGAUGCUAGAUCAACCACUACCCACGGGUCAGAAUGGGACAACUGAAGAGGUAACUUCAGAAGAGGAAGAAGAGGAGGAGAUGGCUGAGGAUAUAGAAGACUUGGAUCACUAUGAGAUGAAGGAAGAAGAGCCUAUUAAUGGGAAAAAGUCAGAGGACGAAGGGAUUGAAAAAGAAAAUUUGGCAAUAUUGGAGAAAAUUAGGAAGACUCAAAGGCAAGACCAUUUAAAUGGUGCAGUGUCCGGGUCAGUGCAAGCAUCAGAUCGACUCAUGAAGGAGCUCAGGGACGUCUACAGAUCACAGAGCUACAAGGCAGGGAUUUAUUCAGUGGAACUAAUAAAUGACAGCUUAUAUGACUGGCAUGUCAAACUACACAAGGUUGACUCUGAUAGUCCUUUGCACAGUGAUCUUCAGAUCUUAAAAGAAAAAGAAGGCAUAGAAUAUAUUUUGCUUAACUUCUCUUUUAAGGAUAAUUUUCCAUUUGAUCCUCCAUUUGUUCGAGUGGUGUUACCUGUUCUCUCAGGAGGGUACGUGUUGGGCGGAGGAGCAUUAUGUAUGGAACUUCUUACAAAACAGGGCUGGAGCAGCGCCUACUCUAUAGAAUCAGUCAUCAUGCAGAUCAAUGCCACCUUGGUGAAAGGAAAGGCCCGGGUGCAGUUUGGAGCAAAUAAGAAUCAGUAUAAUCUAGCACGGGCCCAACAAUCCUAUAAUUCCAUUGUACAGAUACAUGAGAAAAAUGGCUGGUACACACCUCCAAAGGAAGAUGGCUAACUACACUGACAUAUGUCUGGACCAAUGUCGCUUUAAAGAAAAUCGUUCCAACGUGCAGACAUAAGCUUUUGAGUGCCCGUAUAACAGCAGUACCGAAGACAUUAGCUAAUAGAUUAUAUAGCGGAUAAUCUGUCAACUGACAUCCAGAUACAGCCUUUUCAUUUUGCUCACUUUAGGUAUCUUGGACUGAACAGUGGGGCCUUUACUGUAUUUUUCCUAUUAAGUACAUACAAUAGCCACUUCCUACCACCUCUUUCUUGAAAAUGAAAUCUUUUAAGCAAGCAGGGAAGUCAGCAUCAGUUUACUGCAGCUGUGAAUUUACAGUAACCUUCUUAUAUUGAGCCUAUGGGGUAUGAAGAUUUGCAAAAUCUUGUUCGUUUAGAGCCAAUAAAAGUUUAGCUGAUGGUCAAUACUGGUUUAGGAAUUUUAGGUUUUCUAAACCAUAGCCUUUUCAGGUCUGAAAUCUUUUUAUUGCCAAAAUUUAUGACAGGAAGCCUCUUCAUUAAGUUGUUAACUUUUUCAUGGUUGUGUGAAAGUUUGAACUGUUUCUGGAAGAAUGGUCUUAGUUAUAUUCUUUCAUAUUAGGGAAAGCAAAGUGAGCCAUUUGUGAGCAGUGCUUUCCCCUGCUGUGCUGAACCUGCCUCCUCCGGUUCAGCAUUUUUUGGGAAGAGCCACAGUGUAGAGCCCGAAGUUCUAAACUAUGAAGUUAUUUUACCUUUCCACUUAUUAACGGGGUGUUGCAAUUGUUGAUAAACUUCUAAAGUGAUUGGUACAAAGACUCCUUGAGCAAAAGUAUAAAAGAUACCUAAAUUGGAGACCAUUAAAUUUUUUUGCUAUAGCCAUACAGUGCUUUUCCAUCAGAAGACCAGUAAGAAUUCUGCAUAUGUUAGUCUUUUAUACGAUGUGACACAAAUCAAUGUGCUUUCCAUUUUACCACCUUACCUGAAUCAAUACUCUUUGGUUGGUAAUAGUUUUUUUUUUAAAAUAAUCCUGAAUUUGAUUUAAAUAUAAACUCUAGCUAUUAAGCACUUUUAAAAAGAAACCCAGAAGCACAUUUUCCUGCACAAACCAGUACAGAGUUUUUUCCUUUUUGUUUUCUUUUUGCUUUUGUUUUUGAUUUUCAAGAUUUCUCUGUGUAACAGCUGGCCUUGAACUCACAGAGGAGUGUUGGGACUAAAGGCACGUGCCACCAUCACCUGACUCAGAAGGUGUUUCUUACACAUUUGAUUUUAGAUUCUUUUCUUUUUCUUUUUAAACUUUGCAAACCACAUUCAGGAAACUUGGCGCUGUGCAUUUUCUGUUUUUAAUUUUUCCUGAUUCUGUUUUGUUGGUUAAGAGGACAGGUUAAAGAUACGUGGUAUUCUUGCUCACUUGGUUCCCUUUAAAUGAUUGUCAGUGCUCAGUCGGAUAGCAGUGACAAGGCAGAAUUCUUCAAAGCAGUGUAAAGUUCCUUAAGCCUUAAGGCAAAAUCUUGAAUACAUUAUUGAAUUCUUUAAUAUCCUAAUGGCUAGCGGAUUUGACAGCUGCACAUUUGGCAUGCUUUGUUUUUUGGAUUUUAUUUUUCAUUGCAGAUUUAUUUGGCAAUGUACAGUAAAUUUUGUAAACUUGCAUCAAGUUUAUGAAUAAAGAACCAUUUAAAAAUC